Messenger RNA from Babesia microti strain RI, 867 nucleotides. Its product is annotated as conserved Plasmodium protein, unknown function. Bases 1 to 867 code for a protein of 288 amino acids. The transcript has 3 exons. NCBI's taxonomy places the organism in Eukaryota, Apicomplexa, Aconoidasida, Piroplasmida, Babesiidae. The record is from RefSeq and is a predicted model, not a curated record.
AUGGUUAAUACCAAUUAUGCCCGUAAAUGGUUCAUUAGACGCAUAGCUGAGAAUACGGUUAAAAACAAAAUUAAUCAUUUUGGCGCUUCUGCACCUUCUUUAUUCCAUGCUAGUGAUAAGUUUACAAGCAGCAAUCUGUUGAAUACAGUGGAAUCUAAUAAUUCAUCUGAUAAGUACUUGUUAAGUAUUGCUAAAUUGUCUCACCGUAAGCAAAAAUUUGAUUUGGCAAUAUGGCGUGCAAUAUCAAACAAAUUAGAACUCAUAAAUCAUUUAUUGACCCCGCAGCAAUUGAUCGUUCUUUUGCAUUGCUUCAAGCAGAUAAAAUUUUCAUCAAAUCACAUAUUUACAAAGUGUAUAGAUCGACUUAAUGGUAAAAUUAGCCAGCUAGAUUUGUACCAUUUGUCAUUAAUAGCUCUUACUUUUAGACACAACAAUCCACCUUCUUGGCUAAUAUCUCAAGUUUCGUCUCACAGUAUAUACAACAUACAGUCAUUAUGCAUUAGCACAUUAACACAAAAACAAAUAAUUUGGAAUUUUGAAUCCAUAACACAUAUUCUGGGCUCAUUUUCUGCAAUCGAUUGUGCUAAUCAACAAUUAUUCCAAUUGGCAGCUGAAAAACUCAUUAAAUUAAUCGAAUCAAUCAAAUUAAUACCAGGUCAUUAUAUACACAAGCUAAUAACUAGCUAUUGUAGAUUGUGUUAUAGCCACAUCCGUUUAUUUGACGUACUAUGUGAACAAAUAUUUUCUUGCAAGCUUAACAAUAAGGAAUUAUCGGAUAUAAAAAUUGGAUUUGAGUCUGUACAAUAUUUUAAUCCGAAAUUAGUGAGAUUUAUCGCAUAUCGUAGUGUCAUUUUUGGCAGUAAAUGA